Messenger RNA from Cryptomeria japonica (Japanese cedar), 1838 nucleotides. RefSeq lists its product as uncharacterized. The record is from RefSeq and is a predicted model, not a curated record. The transcript has 9 exons. Gene Ontology annotation, cellular component: clathrin vesicle coat; membrane. Bases 542 to 1411 code for a protein of 289 amino acids. Lineage: Eukaryota; Viridiplantae; Streptophyta; Pinopsida; Cupressales; Cupressaceae. Gene Ontology annotation, biological process: endocytosis.
CGAAUGCUAAAGUAAGUCACCUAAUACUUGUUUUAGAAGCUAGAUUUGUCUUCUUCAUGAUUUAAUAUCUGAAUGCUAAAUUUCUAAUCAAAGCUCUAUCAAUUAAAAUAUGAACUGUCCAAACUUUGACUUACUACUCAUUAUCCGUUGCAUUAAUUUUCUAUUUUCUGGUGAGUUAACCCUUGCAAUAUGUUGUUCUAUCAAGAAAUGGUAGGCCAAUAUGAUUUGACCAACGAGCAUGUCCGAUGUAUUCACCUCCACUAGUCAUAUGAACUAAUGGGCUUUUUCUCUCAUGUAUAUACGCAAUCGUAAGACACGAUGUUGUGGAUCGCUGAGUUGAAUGCUUAUUAUUUCUAAGCCUUUAUACCCAAAUCAAAUCUUUGCUUUGUUGACCUUUCUUUUUAAUUUGUGCAAUAUCCCUUAUAAUAUUCCAAUUUGCUUUGUUUGAGGAUUGCAUUCUCGAUGGGGUAAGGAAUUGUGUAUUGUUUUUUCUACCAGCGACUGAAACCAGACUUUGGAGCACUUCCAAGGGUUGUAAACAAUGGCGAAGGAUGAACAAAGUGGCGGGGAACCUGAACCAAGAGAAGAAGAGGGCGCUGAAGCUGCAGAAUUGUUGUUGUUUCAGACAAAUGAAUGUUAUGUCUAUAUGAUACCUCCAAGGAAAAGCUCAGCAUCAUACAGGGCAGAUGAGUGGAAUGUAAACAAAUGGGCAUGGGAGGGUGUCUUGCGGGUUGUUAGCAAAGGGGAGGAAUGCAUGGUAAAGCUUGAGGAUAAGAAUACAGGUGAAUUGUAUGCUCAGGCAUUUGUAAGAAGAGGUCAACCACUUCCUGUAGAGCCUGUAAUAGACAGUAGCAGAUACUUUGCACUUUGCAUCGAGGAGAAUUUUGGUGAGCGGACAAGGCAUGCUUUUAUUGGAAUUGGUUUCCGAGAGAGACCUGAAGCAUAUGAUUUUCAAGCUGCACUCUAUGACCAUAUCAAAUAUUUGGAUAAAAAACAGGCUGCAGAGGAAAUGGAGCAGCAAUAUCAAACAAAAGAAUCUAUCGACUACAGUCUUAAAGAGGGCCAGACACUAAAACUACAGUUGAAAAAUCCACAAAAAGGAACUGGAACCAGGAAGUCUGCCUUUUUUGAGCAAGAGCUGGACAAAAUUUCAUUGCAUGAGAGUGGAGACAAGUGUCGUCCAUUACCGUGUUUAGUACCACCACCUCCUCCACCAGCACCAUCAUCACCUUCUGCCACCUGUUAUGGAUCAGAGAAAAAGUUGAUGCCUUCACCAUCAGCCACCAUGCAUACUAAAUCAACAAAAUCUUCAACUAUUGAUGAAGGGGAAAAUGAAGGGCUUAGCAAAAAAAAUGAUGGAGAACAAGACAGUUUUGAUGAUGACUUUGGAGAUUUCCAAACAGCGGGUUAAAUCAUAUCAUGUUGGAACAGAAAUAAAUAUGUUCUGAUUGAUGACCCACUCAGGGCCAUGCUUGGUUUCAAAGACAUCAAUUAUGAUGCUGUAUGAACAUAGGGCUUAUUUGAGGUUAUUGCCAGUAUGAUCUAUUGAUGUUGAAGUUAUAUAAAUUCUGAAUGGGAAAGGAGGAACUAAAAUUGGUGCUCACAUCUCUAAAACUUAUUCAGAUAAUGGAUUCUUUUUUCUGCUUAUUUGACCAUAUAAACAGCAGCGUGGUGACAGGUUGGUCCAUGUAGAUAGAAAAUAUAUACCCUCCGGUACUUCUGCCCAGGUGUCAACACAGAUGGACACUUGUUUGGUUAUUUCAUGUUAAAAAAGUUAUUUUAGGUAAUUUGUCUCAGGAUUGACGUUGAAAAUAAAUGAAAAAAAGUAUAGUUUCUUA